AUGCAAGGGAUCACCGAAAAAACAAGAAAAAAAGAGAUGAUACAUUUCUCUGAUAGUGAGCUCAAUUUACACAAGUCGAGAAGGCCUUACUUUUGGAAGCCGUGUCUUGUCAUUAGCAGCUGGAAUAUAUUAUGGUCAAGAAUUUUCGGAAUUAUUUGUGACGAAUUUUUAGAAAUUCUUAGAAGAAUUUUGGGUUUUUUCCAUGUUUCGAAAAUAUCUGAAAACAAAUUUGAACUUAAAAUCUCGAAAAAAUAUAAUUGGAGAAAAUACCCAAAACAAUUUUAUGAUAAUCAAAAAGAAGAGCGCUUCGAAUAUCGUUAUCAAGUUUUAUUGAAAUCCCCUUGCACCAAAACUCAUUUAAUUAUAAUUCAAAUUGUUAGCACUUGGUAUUUUUUCCUUAAAAACUCAAUUUUUCCCAUUAUCACAAAUUUGACUCUUUUUGAUUUCUUGGAUAUUGCUCCAGACAACCGAUACAAUAUGACUGGAGUUAUGACGGAGGCGUUACCUAUGAAAACUACAAAAAUUCAAAGUGGUAUUUAA
Caenorhabditis briggsae is the source of this 540-nucleotide messenger RNA. The transcript has 4 exons. NCBI's taxonomy places the organism in Eukaryota, Metazoa, Nematoda, Chromadorea, Rhabditida, Rhabditidae. The record is from RefSeq and is a predicted model, not a curated record. The coding region runs from base 1 to 540 and encodes 179 amino acids.